GCAAAACAUUUUUUAAAGGCCUGACCCAACUACUGGCUUGAGGCUGAUGUUUCACCUACAUCUAUUGCAUGUAUUAAUGAUGCAAGUAUUGCGCAUGGUUGUGAGUACGUACCAAGCAGCUAGUGGUGCUGGUGCUGCUGCAAUGGAGGAGCUUGAGCAACAGACUCGUGAGGUCUUGGAAGGAAAGCCUCAAACUUGUAAUAUCUUCAAUCAACAGUAUGCUUUUGAUCUCUUCUCACACAAUGCACCUAUCCUGUCAAAUGGCUACAAUGAAGAGGAAAUGAAACUAGUAAAAGAGAACAGGAAAAUCUGGAAUGACAUGAAUGUCAAAGUAACUGCCACAUGCAUAAGAGUUCCUGUUAUGCGUGCACAUGCUGAGAGUGCGAACCUCCAAGUUGAGAACCCCCUUGAUGAGGUAAUUUUACAUUUUAACUCAAAUUUUUAUUGGUUUUUGAUUCAUAAUAAAUCUUGUUGCCUUAAUUAUGUUUUAGUGGAGUUUCUAUCCUUGAUUUUCAUCUGUUGUUGAAGGAUAAGUUCUUGAGAUUAGAGCUAUGGAUAUUGUUCAUGGCAAUGUUAUUCUUUUUUUGGUGAUACACACCCUGUUUUAACUACAUUUAUCUAUUGGUAUUCCAUGCUUUCUAUAUCACUUCUAUACAUUGUAUUAACCUGUCUCAUAGACUAAGAUGAGUUUAUAUAAGGGAAAAAUUGCAAAUUUGUCUGUGGAAACCUUUCAUCCGACCUUUCCUUUGAGAUUUGCCUAUUCCCAUAUGAUAAUCUCUAUGGUUUUUUGGGGAUAUAAAAAAAGUUUGUACCAAGUGCACAAGCUUAUAGUAGC
Camellia sinensis is the source of this 835-nucleotide messenger RNA. RefSeq lists its product as uncharacterized. Gene Ontology annotation, molecular function: oxidoreductase activity, acting on the aldehyde or oxo group of donors, NAD or NADP as acceptor; protein dimerization activity. NCBI's taxonomy places the organism in Eukaryota, Viridiplantae, Streptophyta, Magnoliopsida, Ericales, Theaceae. The record is from RefSeq and is a predicted model, not a curated record. Gene Ontology annotation, biological process: amino acid biosynthetic process.